AUGUCCACCUUCGUUGACAGACUUAGGCCCAAGACCUUUCCUCGCCACUAUCCCCGAUGGAUGGUCGGUCGCCCCCUACUCAUUGGCUCCUCUGCGUUCGCAUCCUUGGGAGACGCCAUGUUCGGGUACAGCCAAGGCGUUAUCGCGGCCCUCCAAGUUCAACCGCCCUUCAUCCGUCGGUUCUUCGGGCACGAUGUCACUCUCGCACAGAUUCAGGCGGGAGAUACGGGAAUAAACCCUUGGGUACAAUCGAUCACUGUGUCGUCCCUCAACAUCACGGCGUUCAUCGCCUCCUUCUUCGCCGCUUACCUCUGCGACAUCCUCGGAGGGAUCAUCUACUUCAUCGCCGCGGCCAUUCAGAUCGGUGCUCCCAACCUCGCCGCACUCAUCUGCGGCCGCGCUCUGCAAGGCGUCGCUGUCGGCAUUCUCUCCAUGACCGUCCCCAUCCUUCAAUGCGAGAUCGCCCCCGGCAUGCCCUACAUCUGCCUCAACCUUGGCUACACCCUCUCUGCCUGGAUCGGCUUCGCCUUCUUCUUCUCCCUUCCUUCGGAAACGUCUUGGCGCGGCCCCUACGCGAUCCAGGCUGCUUUCGCCGUCUUGCUCGUAAUGUGGUCCUUCGUCCUUCCCGAAACCCCGCGCUUCCUCAUCAAGAAUGGCUUCCUCGACGAAGGCCGGCGCGUCCUCGCCGACCUGCAUGCUGACGGCAACGAAGACGACCUCGCCGUACGCGCGACCUUUGUCGAUAUUCAAGCCGCCGUCGCACUCGAGGCCGAACAGGGUGAAGCGUCGUGGGGUCAGCUCUUCCGCCAGUAUCGCCGCCGCACCCUGGUCGGCAUCACCUGCCAGGUCUUCGCUCAAUGCAACGGAAUCAACGCUAUUCUUUACUUUCUCCCUUCAAACUUGACCCGCGCGGGCUUCCCCAUUGAGCGCUCCCUCCUCUACGCCGCGGCCGCAGCGAUCGUGUACUCUUCUGGCACACUGGUGACUAUGGUGGGCAUCGACCGGAUCGGUCGUCGGCCGUUCCUUCUCGUUGGCUCUGUCCUUCUCGCCGGGUUCCUCGCGAUUAUCGGCAGUCUGCAACACCAUGUUGACGCCAUCCCCAUCGGACCCGCUCGCAUCCCCGGAGCCAACGGCAUCUUCGCGGCUGUCUCGCUCUACCUUUGGACCUAUGGUGCCACCUGGGGCCCGACCCCAUGGCUGCUCGGAGCGGAGAUUUUCCCCAUGCGGGCGCGCGCAAAGGGCAUGGCGCUCUCCAACGCCGCGAACUGGCUAUGCAACUUCGCGGUGGCCUUCGCGACGCCCCCGCUCUUCGCCGCGCUCCGCGCCGGCUACUACUUCAUCCUCGCCGGCGCCUGCCUCCUCUCUGGCGCCGUCGUCUUCUUCGUGUACCCCGAGACUGCACACCGGACGCUCGAGGACCUCGGCGAGGUCUUUGCGGAUGCCGACACCGACACCGGCGACGAUCGCUGCUUCGCGAUUGAGCGUGACAACUCAAGGUUCGCCGCGACCGGCUCGAGCGACGGGUUGGAGGCUGAGUUCAUGCGCGAGAGGCGGCCGGGCGUGAUGAGGAAACGAGUCCCGGAGGAGUCGUUCGCGGACUCAGCGUCCACGCUGCAAGUGCCUGUGGGCGUGCCGAAAGGCCCGCGUCCGCAGAGGACAGCCAAGGAGGCCAGCUUAUCGGUCUGA
Molecule: messenger RNA, 1686 nt
Organism: Epithele typhae
Lineage: Eukaryota; Fungi; Basidiomycota; Agaricomycetes; Polyporales; Epitheliaceae
Product: general substrate transporter
Exons: 6
Coding region: 1-1686 (561 amino acids)
Biological process (GO): transmembrane transport; carbohydrate transport
Cellular component (GO): membrane
Molecular function (GO): carbohydrate:proton symporter activity
Source: RefSeq, a predicted model, not a curated record